Aphanomyces invadans is the source of this 998-nucleotide messenger RNA. RefSeq lists its product as hypothetical. The record is from RefSeq and is a predicted model, not a curated record. Bases 127 to 360 code for a protein of 77 amino acids. The transcript has a single exon. Lineage: Eukaryota; Oomycota; Saprolegniomycetes; Saprolegniales; Verrucalvaceae.
AAAAAUUAAAAUCCUCCCUCCGAUUGUUCUGGGUGCGCUGUCGAAUUCGUCAGAGGGAGUCUGACCCACGGGACCAACGACCACAGUCCGCGGCAGUCUUUGAUUCCCCGACAACUCCCACUGGACAUGUGCCCCCUACGAUACAUCCUCCUCGCGCUUUCGCUGAUCGUAGCCUUCAUCGGGCUUUCCCAGGCUGCCAUGGAGGCCGAUGAAACGAGCUCGUCAUCAGCUGGCGACGACAUCAACGCAGACGGCAAAACGACCAAGAAAACCAUGUUCCAGACCCUCGUGGAUAUGCUCACAGGGCGCUACCUGCUCAACGCGUACUAUGGUGCCCCCAACGGUGUCAAAGUCGACUAGCUGCAUCCGCGCACUCGCGCCUUAAGUUAUACCACCCGCGUCCAUUUGCGACGACGACGUAUCUAAUCAACCAAAUUUGUACGACACAAUCUUGAGAGUUUGCGUCCAGAGGUUAAUAGCGAUGUCGCGAUAAGGCGGGACCGUUCCUUUCGUGCAUGUGUGCAAGGGCAAUCGUCAAGUUAGCUGCAGAGGAUGACAAAGCAGAGAGUGUGGAACAUUGUGGGUUGAGCUUGUCCUAUGCAGAGCAUCCUCCGUCUGGGCACGACUUGGUCACCACGGGCGCCUUGCCCGAGUCUGGCGUGAUUUCCGUGAGCUCUUCGUCCUUGCGAAUGCGGCUCUUCUGGGGGUCAGUCAACUUGACCUCAAACGUACCCUUUUCGUUUGCCUUGCCCUGCACGAUAUUGUACAACAGCAUUGCUUCCGCUUCGUCGAUGCCCUUGAUGAGCGCACUCAACGCCUGGGUGUCAUGCACAUCGCGGUUUUCAAGAAAUGCGGCGCGGACGGCUUUGCGAGCUUCGACAACCGCACGCUUGUCUGCUCCGAACGUCUGCUGGCUCGCUCGCAGGAGGCGUCGGUACCCGCCGAGGACGUGGACCCGAGCAGCCGCUGCUUGUGACGCCAUUGUUUCCUGCUUCAAU